GAUGGCCAUGGGCGCUUUGCGCUGCAUUACGCCGCCAAAUACGGGCUAAAGAGCUUUUGCGAAGCUUUGGUACGUUGCGCAGUUGGUUCUGAUGCUGGGCAUCUUGGUGAUGUCUUAUUCCGGAGAGACGAGGAUGGCAUGACGCCAUUACACUAUGCCGUUCUAUCUGGCGAAACGUCAAUCCUAACCACUCUUUUAAAGGGGCUGGUUGGCUUCAACGAGAUGGAGCAAUCAAAACUUGGUCUUUCGACUUUGCUUGGCGAUCUUCUUCUUCUAUCUGUGAGAAGCGGCCAAGAUGAUGUCGUAAAGGUUUUGCUAAACUAUGAACCUAACAUCAACUACGCAACGCCUCCGGGGGAGACUGCCCUGUACUGCGCGUCUCAAGCAAAUAAUUUGGAUCUAGUUAAGCUGUUACUCACAUAUACUCAACGGGGGCUUGAUGCAAACAUUGCAGCGGCUACAGGGUGGACUCCGCUUAUGGUUGCAUGUGCAAAUGGCCACGGCGAGGUGGUAAGCUGUCUCCUCGAGGCUGGGGCUGAGCCUGAGAGGUGCGAUGCUUUGGGGUGGACCGCUCGGGAACAUGCAGUCUUCAGAGGACACCUUGGUAUUGCGGAGCUUUUUACAUCGACUCCAUCAGAAGCUAUGUACGGAGGACCUGCAGGUUCUCGUAGGCUGGCUUAUAAGAGAUAUUCCCAGACCUCUUUCAGCAACAGUAACGAAAGGUUAGUCGUCGUUAACCUUGGGAGCACUCAGGGGGGACAUGAUCGCGCUGCAUUUGAGCUCUCUCAUUACGGUAUCGAGAAGGGCUGUGACUCCAACGCGCCAUCAUCUCUUGUACUUGAGAUUUCUGCUCCAGGAACAGAGGCCGAGCCAAAGUUGGUGCGGUUGCCAGUACUGGAAGAUCAAAUCAACCAGCCCUUUAUCUUCCAAGCCAAAAAUGGAGCACCUCUUCAAAUAUCUGUCCGCCUAUUUCGCCGCGAAUCUAUAGACUCGAUGGUGCUCCUGAGUCGUGGAAAUACAAUGCUAGAUCAUGGGAAAGUGUUGUUUGGCGAGAAACGCGAAAGCAUGAUUCGCGAGGUCACCGUUUGUAUGAUGGAUAAAGAGACUAUGGACUCGACAGGGGCUGUUUUGCUGAGCUAUGUCGUUGCUACGCCGUUUGCAGGUCUUCAGCAGCCUGAUACAUCAAAUUACCAAAGACAACGGGGGGAUCCAGUGCAAAUUGUUGGCCAUAGAGUUUGGUAUCACAGGAUUCUCCUCGCGCAAUGUGACGGCUCUGACAGAUUCGCAGACUUGCAGAUUACUCGCGACCUCGAAGCCGUGAUAUUUCACGACUUUUCAUUAAGCGAAUCCGGCACAGACGUUGCCAUCCACGACGUUACCCUCUCUCAGUAUAAGCACGCAAGCGAUUUACAGGAGCCGCAGAGCAUAACUCCAGCAACUAUAGACAGAGGAAGUGAGGCGCUGCAUGGUGACCCACAAAGGCGACGUGCUUGGUCUACAGGUGAAGAGUCUCGCCUCAGAACUUUGCAGCUGCGUGAUAGACUGCGGUACACUGUAGAUUUUCAGAACAAGGGCUUCAAGCCUAAUACCAGAGGGGAUUUUAUACAGGGUUCGCUGGCUACGUUGGACGAGCUGCUUGUGGAUUUGCCCGAGGAUAUUGGGUUCAACAUCGAACUGAAGUACCCGCGCCUCCACGAAGCGGUAGACGCUGGAGUAGCUCCCGUUACCAUCGACAUCAACACAUUCGUCGACGUUGCUCUCGAAAAAAUCCAGCGCCUGGCCGGUAAGCGGCCGAUAAUACUCUCGUCGUUUACGCCCGAGGUCUGCAUCCUGCUGUCGGUGAAGCAAAAGACGUACCCGGUCAUGUUCAUCAGCAAUGCCGGCAAAGUGCCCAUGGCAGACAAGGAGCUCAGGGUCGCAAGUCUGCAGGUGGGCGUGCAGUUUGCGAGGCUCUGGAAUCUGGCCGGGGUCGUGUUUGCGUGCGAGGCGCUGCUGUAUUGUCCCAGGCUUGUGCAGUUUGUGAAGGAUGCAGGGCUGGUUUGUGCGUCUUAUGGGCUGUUGAAUAAUGAGCCUAUUCAUGCACGAAAACAAGCGGAUGCUGGCGUGGACAUUCUCAUGGUGGACAGGGUCAAGCUGGUUGCGGACGAACUGGCCAAC
Molecule: messenger RNA, 2157 nt
Organism: Trichoderma atroviride IMI 206040
Lineage: Eukaryota; Fungi; Ascomycota; Sordariomycetes; Hypocreales; Hypocreaceae
Source: RefSeq, a predicted model, not a curated record